Capsella rubella is the source of this 903-nucleotide messenger RNA. RefSeq lists its product as uncharacterized. The transcript is spliced from 2 exons. Bases 38 to 754 code for a protein of 238 amino acids. Lineage: Eukaryota; Viridiplantae; Streptophyta; Magnoliopsida; Brassicales; Brassicaceae. The record is from RefSeq and is a predicted model, not a curated record. Gene Ontology annotation, biological process: mitochondrial proton-transporting ATP synthase complex assembly. Gene Ontology annotation, cellular component: mitochondrial membrane.
ACCUGAAUCCUGCAAUCGAGGAGCAACAGAAACGGCGAUGGGAAGAUCAGCUCUGAUUCACUUGCUUCGCUCCCAAUCCCGACGUCUCUCUUCCUCGACCCUUACUACAGGAUAUCAUCAUCGGUCAAUAGCAGGAUCAUGGUCAUCAUCAGUGAUCCCUAAGGUUAGAUUCCAGGUUCCAUCUCUUAACCAGAGGAGUUGGGCAUCAUCUGGAGCAAAUACUAGAGAAGAUGAUGAUGAGCACAAGAUCAGCAUCGGACCUCAAGGGAAGAAAGAAGAGAAUGAUGGAGGGGUGGUUUACUAUGGCCCAAUCUCAUCCACCAUCAAGAAAGUGAAACUCCUCUCACUCUCCACCUGCUGUCUCUCAGUGUCUCUUGGCCCAGUCAUCACCUUCAUGACUUCCCCUGGACUGAAUGUGAUCAUGAAAGGUGCGGUUGCCUCCACAGUGAUCUUCCUAAGCGCAUCAACAACCGCUGCGCUCCACUGGUUUGUUAGUCCUUACGUGCACAAGUUGAGGUGGCAGCCGGGCUCAGACACCUUUGAGGUUGAGAUGAUGACAUGGCUUGCCACAUUUACCCCAAAGACACUAAAAUUCUCAGAUAUACGUUAUCCAGACACGCAAAGACCGUUUGUUAGCUUUAAGGCGGACGGGAAUUACUACUUUGUGGACGCAGAUCAUUGCCCUAACAAGGCAUUGUUGGCCAGGCUCACUCCUCCAAAGGAUGCACACGAUUCUGCUUUCAAGAACUUGUAAUCCAUUUUAGUUUCUUUGUUAUACUUGCUCGCUAUUUUUGGGUGUGGAUUUUGUUGAGGUUGUAGCUCUUUUGGAUCCUUGAAACUCCCUUUCUCAUGGCUAAUACCCGAAAGAUGCAAAUAAGAAAAGAGUUUAAAAUUGCGUAGUAA